Molecule: messenger RNA, 1368 nt
Organism: Caenorhabditis bovis
Lineage: Eukaryota; Metazoa; Nematoda; Chromadorea; Rhabditida; Rhabditidae
Source: the annotation of a GenBank genome assembly
AUGGAGGAUAGCAUCCCGAAUCAUUCGUUGAAGAUACCAACAGCCGACAGCAGCACUCAGCUCGUGAAGCCCGAUGUCGACGCCAAAAUGCCGCCGUCGUCAUCGUCAUACAAUCUCGAUCAAGGCAACGUCGUCUACCAAAUUGUCUAUCCAUAUGCCACUAUGGAUGAUCGCAGCCAAACGCUCGCCUAUGGAAAUGAAUAUCAAUCGACCAAUGCCUGUACCAAGACGCCUUCGGAAUUCUCGAGGCCGGUGACGCCCAUUCACGUGACGCCGCCAGAUUCCAGCGAAGGCUCGCCGACGGUUCCCGUCGUGUGCGGCAACAUCACCGGCAAACUUCACGUCAACUUGUUCCUCUGCCCCGGCAUUCAUCAGCCGUGCGUCGAGUAUGACGGCGAACUCCUCUCGCCGAAACAAUUCACCGUGCGCGGCGACAAGGAGAAGCAAAAAGAUUGGAAGGCGAGCAUCCGAAUCGGACGAUCAACACUUCGAAGUCAUAUGGAAGCCGGCACCGUCGACUUCUACGAUCACGAGCAUCGAUGCAGCGGCAAAUGUCAGAGUCGCAACUACGUGAACAGUCCCGCUGAACGCGAAGAAGUGAUGAUGAUGCGAAAAGCGAAGAGAAUCGUCAACAAUUCCCUUCUACACAUGGAAAUUACUGGUGAACUGACGGGCCUUGGAAACGACGCACAAUCGGGCGAUUCGACGAUCGAUGGCGACAAAAAAGGUGUGAAUGAUGUGUUUAAAGAAAAGAAGGCUCGUGGUCGUCCACGCGGUUCCGGCAACAAAAAUCGACCGCCAAAGCGUGAAGCAAUGAAAAUGGACAAGUCAGAUCAGUAUUUCGAAUAUUUCGAACCCGACGAGGAUAUGAUCAAUCCGAAUGAUUUGAAGUACGAUGGAAUGGAAGGGUGCACGAGUUUCGCCGAAAUUCUCCAAUGCCUCCUACAUGAUCCGUCAACGUUCUGGAGCCAAAUGCACAACACCGGUGUGAUUUCGCAUUUCUGCGACGACAUCGUCAUCAGCGCCAUCAAUUUGAAGCACGCCGUGACGACGUCUCAACACCAGCUCACCAAUUCACAGGCCGAAAUGCUCACAAGAGCCGCAUUCGCGUUCAGCAUUCAAAGCACCAUCGUUCAACGCGUGCAGGCGAUCGAAUUGAGCGUCGCACAGCAGCGGAAGCACAACGAAAUGAUGAUGCAAAUAUUCAAUAAAAAAGAGGAGAAGGACCAAAAUAACAACAACGUUGAAACCAGCAACACGAAUUCAAACAUGGAAGCUGGCGAUUGUGCAAUGAGUAGCUCUUCACGUGUCAUUAAACGAGAGGUCCAUGAAAUAAUUGACGUGGUUGGGCCAAUCGACAAAGAGUGA